Molecule: messenger RNA, 2788 nt
Organism: Pangasianodon hypophthalmus (striped catfish)
Lineage: Eukaryota; Metazoa; Chordata; Actinopteri; Siluriformes; Pangasiidae
Exons: 5
Coding region: 1-831 (276 amino acids)
Source: RefSeq, a predicted model, not a curated record
AUGAAGUGCUUUGAAGGUGACGAGGAGAAUCUUGUAUUGAAUACGGAAGCGAACAGCUUUCCCACUGCAGUUAUUGUGUUUAGGUACCUGGUUAAUUCCUCACCUGUUCUCACCUGUGCAGUGCUGCUGGUGGUGUUGUGUCUCAGACAUUCACACGACAUGGAGUCCUGCAGGGUUCCUCACCAGGUCCUGCUUUUAUUCAUCCUCACGUUCAUCACAGUACCUGUAUCAGCUGUCACUACUGUACAGGUGAAGUUUAAUCAGGCUGCUGAUCUGCCCUGUGAACGGAAAUGUUCUCGUGAGGCCAAAUGGACUCUGUCCAGUAACCGAGAUGAUGCAGUGGCUCGGUGUGAUCAGACAUCCUGCUGGUCAGUAAAGGAGGGAUUUAAAAUGUCCCAUGAUCAGUACCUGAAGGGAGAUCUCACCCUCACCAUCACUGCAGCUGAUUACAGUAUGAGGGGUUUAUACACGUGUGAGUGUGAUGGCACAGACAUUAAUGAUCUGCGUCUCAGCAUUGAGACCAUGGCAUCAUCAGUUCAGAUAAUCCCUGGUGAAGAUCUGCAGCUGGAUUUGCACGUAUCAGAGCGAGUGGAGGUGAUCUAUAAGGGUGAAGAUUCAGCAGAUCCACAUGGUGAACAGAUCUGCACCGUGGAUAGAAGCUCACUACACUGUACAGCUGAAUACACACCGAGAACAUCACUCACUAACACAGUUCUUACACUGAGAGGAGUAAAGCUGACUGAUGGGGGAAUUUACAUCGUCCGAGACACGGAGAAUAAUGAAUAUCUUCAUAUUUACUCAGUAUCAGUGAGAGGUACGUAUUCAGUGUGAUUGGUGUCCGUGUGGAAACUUCAACAUUUAGCAGAAUAAACUGAAUUUUGGGAAACACUGAGUACAGUUUUAUGUUUGCGACAGUGUGAUAACGGCAAACAGUCUGAUUUUGGCAUCUGAUGAUGGCUUUAAUUUAAUAUAAGAUCACAUGACCAUUUAGCUACUAGUUAAAAUCAGAAAAUGUUUUAAAUACCAAACAAUAACUUAUAAAUAUUAAUCCAUAUAAAUGUCACUGAUUAUAUAAAUAUAAAUAUAAUUCCAAAACAAUAACACACAAAUAAUGGCUUUAGAAUAAAGUCAGUAAAGCUAACAGUGUGUAUGUGUGUGUGUGUGUGUGUGUGUGUGUGAGACAGAUGAGCUACCAUGGUGGGCAAUUAUCCUGACAGUGGCAGGGCUGCUGCUUGUUGUUGUCCUGCUUGUGAUGAUCCUGGUGUAUCAGAGGAAACGGCAUCCGAGCUCCUGAGAACUUUACACAGAAGAGUGUAGCAACAGCAGGAGAACAGAUCUUAAAUGGCAACACAGCAAUGAUCAACUCAGGCACAAAGGAUAAUAGGAUAAACAACAAACAGACUUUUAUAAUCAGGAACCGUAACGAGCUCUGAAGUGACAACGCAAAAUAUCACGGGUCAGAUUGAAGUUUAUUGGUAAGGAACAUCAAAAACCCUGCUUUCGCUUGGAGAUCACGAGUUUAAGUCCCCACAAUGCCACAGCGGUUCGUGGCCGUGAGUACAAGAGGGCUAAACUGGCUGUGCUCUCUGGGUGGGAGGGGCAUACUCUCUCUCCCCUGUCAAUCACAGUGACACUAGCCUAUUGUAGCGCUUUCCUCCGAGUUUGAUUCUGCUCCUGGGAUCCUGUGUGGAGUUUCACUAUAUUUAUCCUAAAUUUCCCCUUUGGGAUGAAAAACGAAUGUCUACCUAUCUAUCUAUCUAUCUAUCUAAUUAUAUAUCUGUCCAUUCAUCCCUCCAUCCAUCCAUUUAUCUAUCUAUCUACAUAUCUUUCUAUCUAUAUAUCUGUCCAUUCAUCCCUCUAUCUAUCCAGCUAUCUAUCGAGUCUGAUGUUUGUCAGUGCAAGAAAACAAGUGCUGCAGGUUAAAGGCGUCUCCUUCACUGGUUGCUAAGGGACACAGUUUCCCUAGUAACGUAGACUUUUUUUAAAAUCUAAAUUUAAAAUUAUUGUCUUUAAUUUACCUGCUGCUGAGGUCUUUAUACACUGAGGAGAGACAUGUAGCUACUGUAAAUGGCAAUAAAGCCAACUGUUAAAGUGUUAUUUAAUUUAAUUAAAUAAAUAACAAAUAAUAAGCCAUAAAGAAAGAGAAUAUUUAUAUGGAACAAGAAGUGAUGAAGAAGUGAUAUUAAUAUCUGAAAGGAAUAAACUGUAAGACUGGCAGCUGAAGUCACUGGAGUCUGAACCACACAGAUCAUUACACAUCAGGAGUAAGGGUACCGACGCGCACCACGCAGGACUAUACAGGAGUAACGGUACUGACGCGCACCACACGGGACUAUACGGGAGUAAGGGUACCGACGCGCACCACGCGGGACUAUACGGGAGUAAGGGUACGGACGCGCACCACGCAAGACUAUACAGGAGUAACGGUACCGACGCUCACCACGCGGGACUAUACAGGAGUAACGGUACCGACGCGCACCACGCGGGACUAUACAGGAGUAACGGUACCGACGCGCACCACGCGGGACUAUACGGGAGUAACGGUAUACAAUGUACACUAUACACUAUACAGAGACUGCUUCAGGUGGAAGAUUGCUUCAGGUGUCAUCAUGCAGGUGCGCGUUUGCAAAGUUUUAUAAACCUGAUUUUAUUUUUGCGUGCAUGCAGUUUUCUGGGCUUUGUGCAUAUGCACACUUUCACCCUGGCAUCCACACAAAGUUUUAGAAAUGAGGCCCCAGAUCCUGUAAAUUUAUGAUUGACAUCAUUAAAGGAACCAAUAAUCUGCAAA